AUUUAAAAAUAAAAUGAAAGGAUUUAUAACAUUAGUUUACUUUGCAUCUUUAAUAAUUGCUGUGAUAGCUACAAAUUAUUGCAGCAAAGACAUUUGUAGAGAGGGUGUCACCCAUGUUGCCUGCAAUAAUGAAGGUAAAUUUUCCCCCCGCUGUCCCAAGGAUGCCGAACUUAGAGAAAUAACUAAACCAUUAAAAACCAUGAUUGUCCAGGCUCAUAAUGAGAGACGUAAUACUAUUGCUGCUGGUGGCGGUGGUCUUAAGCCGGCUUGUCGCAUGGCCACAAUGGAAUGGGAUGAUGAAUUAGCGUCUCUGGCUAAACUUAACGUCUUACAAUGUGAAAUGGAACACGAUAAAUGUCACAAUACCGAUAAUUUCAAGCAUUCAGGACAAAAUCUUGCCGAUAUAGGCUUUUUUGAAACUGCCAAUGACACUGAUAGCAUACAACAAUCUAUUGAUUUGUGGUUUAAUGAAAAAAAGAAUGCUAACCAGAAUAUUAUUGAUAAAUUUCCGAAGGAUUAUGCGGGACCAAUGGUAGGUCAUUUCACUGCAAUGGCGUCUGAUCGUAAUAUACGAGUGGGUUGUGCUGCUUCCACUUAUACUGAUGCUGGCAAAGAUUAUAAAGAUUAUUUGUUUGCUUGUAAUUAUGCUGCCACUAAUAUGGCUGAAUUCCCUAUCUAUAAAAGCUGCGAUAAGCCUGCUGCUGAGUGUCAGUCUGGUACUAAUCCAUCUUAUGGAAAUUUGUGUUCCACUUCGGAAACAUAUGAUGUAAACAAAUAUUAUUAGGGAUCUCAUUAUUUGGAUUGUCUAAUAUUUUUUAUUUUAUAAAAAAUU
Lucilia cuprina (Australian sheep blowfly) is the source of this 832-nucleotide messenger RNA. Its product is annotated as antigen 5 like allergen Cul n 1-like. The transcript is spliced from 3 exons. The coding region runs from base 14 to 784 and encodes 256 amino acids. NCBI's taxonomy places the organism in Eukaryota, Metazoa, Arthropoda, Insecta, Diptera, Calliphoridae. The record is from RefSeq and is a predicted model, not a curated record.